GGCCGUGCGCCUGGUGCCCCUCCAGGCUCUUCCCGUUUCCUGAACGGUCUUCCAGACCGAACCUGAACCACUCCAGACCACCUCAGCGCACAGCCUUCCCUUUCCCUCUCCUCCACCUAGGAACAACCCACCUCCCCAAGUCUGGCCAACCAGGAUGUAGGACUAAUCCUAAACCAAUUAAGAACGUUAAUCCCUGAGGCCGGAUCUGCAAACUCCCUAAUCUCGGGGAGAGAGCCCGGCUGGGCCCACUCGCAGCCCCCUAGAAGCAGCAAGCACCUCCACUGGGGCGUGUGCAUUUACCACUUCCUGGUGAUUGGUGUGCUCAUCUCCUGGUGUCCCCAUUGUGCCUUGACUGGUGGAUCAGCUCCAGCAAAGCAAGCAGUCUAAUGGGCUGAAGUCAGAGGCUGAUACUUUCUCAUCUACAUUCCAACUGGUGGACCUAGGCCUCGUCCUGAGACAAAGAUGGUGGAUGCAAAGGCAGUCACAGACCAUGGCACCCCACAGGCCCUGGCACAGCAGCGCAGGGGAGUCAGCAAUGUCAUAGUGAAAACACCCUUCUAUCAGGUGUCCUGCUGUGGGCCUGCUCCUUGUACCAGCUGCUGCCACCUUUGGCGGCCCUCUCUCACCGUGUCUACUUGGAGCCGUCUGUUCUACACCCUCAUCCAUAUGGGGGCCUCAACAGUUUGCUGCCUCCUGCUGUCAAGGACAGUGGUGGAAAAAGUCUGGGGCAAGAUCCAGAUGCCCUCAGCAUUCUGUGCCCACCUCUUUGGGCACCCUGACUGUCCAGUGCUCAGUGGCUCUGGGGCUGUGUACCGAGUAUGUGCAGGAACUGCUACCUUCCACCUGGUGCAAGCUAUCCUGCUGGUCCACCUCCACUCCCCCGCCAGCCUAAGGGCACAACUGCAUAACAGCUUUUGGUUCCUGAAGCUGCUGUUGCUAUUAUGCCUCUGUGCUGUUGCCUUCUGCAUCCCAGAUGAGCAUCUCUUUCCAGCCUGGCAUUACAUUGGCAUCUGUGGAGGCUUCACAUUCAUCCUACUGCAGUUGGUGCUUAUCACAGCCUUUGCUCACUCCUGGAACAAGAACUGGCAGACAGGUGCAGCCCAAGACUGUAGCUGGUUCCUAGCUGUGCUGCUGGCUACCACAGGAUUCUACAGCGUGGCAGCCAUAGGAACUGUGCUCUUGUUUCACCACUACACACAUCCCACAGGCUGCCUGCUCAACAAGAUGCUGCUUAGUCUCAACAUCUGCUUCUGCGGCCUCCUGUCCUUCCUCUCCAUCACCCCUUGCAUCCGCCUCAAGCAACCCCGCUCUAGCCUUCUACAAGCCUCAAUCAUCAGCUGCUAUAUCAUGUAUCUGACUUUCUCUGCACUGUCCAGCCGCCCUCCAGAGAGAGUUCUCCUUCAGGGACAGAAUCAUACCCUGUGCCUUCCUGGUCUGAGUAAAAUGGAACCCCAAGUACCAGAUACCUCAGUAGCUGUGUUAAGUGCUGCCAUCAUGUAUGUUUGUGUGCUUUUUGCUUGCAAUGAGGCUUCAUUCCUGGCUGAGGUAUUUGGGCCCUUGUGGAUAAUCAAGGUUUACAGCUACGAGUUCCAGAAGCCCUCACUCUGUUUCUGUUGCCCAGAAUCGGCAGAGCCAGAGAAUGGCCAAAAGGGUGGAACAGCUAGGCCAGCUGACCAAGACCACCUUCCGGCAACUCCAGUACAAGCCCAGCAUCUUCCCUACAGCUACUCUGCCUUCCACUUCGUCUUUUUCCUUGCUUCACUCUAUGUAAUGGUUACUCUUACCAACUGGUUCAGCUAUGAAGGAGCAGAACUGGAGACCUUCACCAAGGGAAGCUGGGCCACCUUCUGGGUGAAGGUGGUCUCAUGCUGGGCCUGUGUACUCCUCUACCUGGUGUUGUUACUAGCACCAAUCUGUUCGUCUCCUACUGAGAAUCCUCAGCACCCUCUUAUCUUCAGGCAUCGCAUCAGUAUUAGUGGGUAAAAGCCUCCAGUCUAGGAGUUUUAACAACAAACUGGGAUUCCCUUAAUAUUGUGCUCCCUAGUCUUGGCUUAAGGGAGCUGCCCAGCACAGCACCCCAAGAGCAGAAAGGGAAGUUAUAUCCCCUUAGACUUAAUACUACAUUUAAUUGGAAAAAGUGGUCAAAGACACGUUAAUGCUACAGGCAGUAUGUGACUAAAUGAAGCUACCCGUUAUGUCUUCAUCCCAGUUUAAGAGCCUAACUCUCAAAUCAGCAGCUCAGGAACCACUGCUGAUCCUAGCAGACACUAUGGCACCAGCCCUUUCCUGGCUCCUGGUGGGGGUGGGGAAAGACCAACAAGGACUCAAGAUUGUCUUUGCCUUUGCAAAUAAAUAAGCAGUUCAGCCCUGGGCGCAGGGAUGUAAGAAGCCCAGAACCGCAGAACAAACCAGGCCACAGGAAGAAAGGAGCACAGAGGCUAUCCUAGGUUUUAGUCCUGACUCUGAGGUCAAGGGAAGUGGGAAGACAAAAACCACCCUCAUUCCAUGAGGAAUGACAGAAGAGAAUGUGAACAACACUGAGAGUAACUAACCUCAGGAAGUGGGCGAACAGCAGGACUUUUUGGCCAACUUUCAAGCAGACAAACAAACUAAGGAAGAAUGAGGAAGAGAGGUAUCAACUUAGGUCCUGGAGCAUUCCCUCUUAGGCCCUCGACUUCAUCCUGGACUGGUGUGGGGGACAAAAAUUACAGAAAAUAAGUCUCGAUGGUUCUUAAAGGGUUCCUCUACCACAUACCUGGAGUGCUUUUCUGGCCAUCAUAGUAAAAUAAAACUUCUUUCUGUGAUGUCUCA
Molecule: messenger RNA, 2811 nt
Organism: Dipodomys ordii (Ord's kangaroo rat)
Lineage: Eukaryota; Metazoa; Chordata; Mammalia; Rodentia; Heteromyidae
Gene: Serinc4
Product: serine incorporator 4
Exons: 12
Coding region: 463-1983 (506 amino acids)
Cellular component (GO): membrane
Source: RefSeq, a predicted model, not a curated record